This is a messenger RNA of Panicum virgatum (switchgrass), 759 nucleotides long. RefSeq lists its product as uncharacterized. The coding region runs from base 1 to 759 and encodes 252 amino acids. The record is from RefSeq and is a predicted model, not a curated record. NCBI's taxonomy places the organism in Eukaryota, Viridiplantae, Streptophyta, Magnoliopsida, Poales, Poaceae. The transcript is spliced from 3 exons.
AUGUCUUUCAGGAACAUUGAAAGGAAGGUGUCGGGAGCGCUCAGGAAGGUGACCGGGUCAAGCUCAAGUCGAUCAAGCUCGCAUCGCUCAUCCACCCCCACGCCAAGUUACACUCAUCAAGAUGAGCAAUCUGAGUCCCAGGCGCCAGAAGAGCAGCCAGCACAACAAGAAGAAGAAGAGGCGCCGAAUGACUCCCACCUCGACAUUCGAGGGGAGCGAGAACUCCAAGAGUACAACAUCCUGAAGGAUCGAACCUUCGGUCAUACAUGGGAGUUCGAUGAGGACCUGCUGGAAAAGACAGUGCCUCCGCCCACUACUGUCAAUCUGCAGGCACCGCUUGAUGAUAUGACCGGGUUACCAUUGAUCAUGUGCCCGACUUGCAAGGAUGUGCGGGUGUUUGCUGCCACUACCACGAAGUCUCAGUAUAAUAUUGGAAAGAGUUUUUUCAAGUGCCCUCGGCAAGGCUAUGGAAAUGGGAGAUGUUCCAGGUAUUGGUUCGAGGAGGAAUAUAUGGUGUACCUUGAGGAUCAUGGUUAUCUACUUCCAGCUUCCUCGACCAUUGCAGCUGCUUCGACAACAGAAGUUCCCGAGCUGGUGGGAAAAAUUGAUAGGUUGGAGCAAAAUCUGAACGAGGUGAAGGAAAUGGUUGGCAAGAACAGGGAAGGCUUGGGAAGUUGCAUUUGUCUUGUGUGUGGAUGUGUGAAUGUAACAAUAUUCGUGGUGUUGGCCAUUGGCUUGGUUGUAGCUGUAUUGAAGUAG